UUUAUAGGUCUUGGACAAACGCAAGCUCUGCAUCAGUUAUGCUCGAUCCCUCCCUCAGGUGAGAUGGAUCAGCUGCAGGUAAUUGUAGAGUCUCCUGGUGAUGCCCUCGUAGAUGCCAUCAAAGAAAAGUUGGAAUCUUUGUCUUCCCUUUCGAGCAAGUGUUGUAUCUAUAGAGUACCCGAGAGGUUGCGGAGGCUCAAUCCAGAAGCAUAUUCACCUCGGGUUGUCUCCAUCGGGCCGCUCCAUCAUGGUAAAGAAGAACUUCAAGCCAUGGAAGAGCAUAAACUAAGGUACAUGCAAAGUUUUAUAUAUAGAACGUCCCUAAGCAUAGAGGAACUUGUGCAAGUUGUGAGGACAUGGGAAGAAAAGGCUAGGGACUGUUAUACGGAAACCUUAGAGCUUAGCAGCGAUGAUUUUGUGAAGAUGUUAAUUGUAGAUGGUAGCUUUGUGGUUGAGUUCAUAUUGAGAUGUCGAUACCCUAACCUUACCGGUGAGAAUGAUCGGAUUGUUAAGAGGCCAUCAAUGACUUCUGAUGUGUUCCGUGAUAUGAUCUUGCUUGAAAAUCAGCUUCCGGGUUUUGUUGUGAAGGACACGUUCGGUUUGCUCUCUGAUCACUACCUUGAACAAAUUCAACCUUUCCCUGAGUCCAUUCAACACCACUUUCGGGGUCUCUUGCCCAAUAUAUGUACUUCAGAAGCAGACCAUUUCGUUGAUCUUCUGAGAUGUAGUUGCCUACCUUCGAUUCCACGAAUUUCGGAACGCCAUAAAAUGAAUCUGUACAGUGCACCAUCUGCAACAGAGCUUAACGCUGCAGGUGUCAGGUUGGAGCUGGAAAAGAACAACAUGAGUUCACUUGAUAUAAAGUUUGCAAAUGGAGUUCUCACGAUUCCCCCCAUUAUUGUCGAUGAUUUCACUGAAACCAUGUACAGAAACAUCAUCGCGUUUGAACAAUGUCACUGCUGGGACAAGCACUUCAGCGAGUAUGCGGGUCUGCUCAGUUGCUUUAUGCAAUCAUCAACAGAUGUGGAACUACUUGUCCAUCGUGGAAUCCUCCGGAACAACAUUGGAAACGGACAAAAUGUUUCCAAGAUGUUUGAAAACAUUACCAAGGAGAUCCUUAUCGGCGGCACAUAUUACUACGAGACACUCUCCGAUAAUCUGCAAGCUUACUGUAGAUCGCCUUGGAACAAGUGGAAGGCGACGCUAAGACGAGACUAUUUCCGCAAUCCAUGGUCGAUUGCUUCUGUUUUGGCUGCUAUAACUCUCCUUCUCCUUACCCUCAUACAGGUUGUAUGCUCUAUCUUGGCCUUAUGAGGUUCACAGUUCAUAUGAUGGGACUGAAUAUAAGGUAUUCUCUAAUGAAUAUGCAUAUUUAUAUCAGUUGUCGUCUGGCUUAUUUUGUUGAUAUUUCCGGUUUAUGAAAACUUGGUCAAAUUGUUUGGCACAUUUGUGUUUCCUCUGAGUUUGUAUUUGAAAGGAACUUAAGCGCACCGAUUGAGAUGUUGCCGUUAACACCUUAAGAUCACGAGUUUGAGUCUUGA
This is a messenger RNA of Tarenaya hassleriana, 1541 nucleotides long. RefSeq names its product UPF0481 protein At3g47200-like. The coding region runs from base 64 to 1314 and encodes 416 amino acids. Lineage: Eukaryota; Viridiplantae; Streptophyta; Magnoliopsida; Brassicales; Cleomaceae. The record is from RefSeq and is a predicted model, not a curated record. The transcript has a single exon.